Messenger RNA from Trichophyton rubrum CBS 118892, 1237 nucleotides. RefSeq lists its product as uncharacterized. The record is from RefSeq and is a predicted model, not a curated record. Lineage: Eukaryota; Fungi; Ascomycota; Eurotiomycetes; Onygenales; Arthrodermataceae. Bases 231 to 902 code for a protein of 223 amino acids. The transcript has 3 exons.
CUCCUUUUCCAUUAUUAUUCAAUUAUUCAUUUUUUAUUACUUUCCUUUGCAUCGCCCUUCGGCUGUAAAAUGUUGACCGGAAGUUGCCGAUUUUUGGGAUGGCACUAUUUUCUCAGCUGACGCUUGCUGGACUUGGCGUAACUAACUAGCUACUCAACCAAGUAAACUUGCAGAUAUUUAAGCGAGCGACUCUUCCUCUAUAUCAAUACCUACACCAUAGUGCAUGAUAUAUGCUGCAUUUGACAAGGUCAUGGACUUCAGGUGAAACGGCUGGAGAGUCAAUUAAGCGAUAUCUGCACUUUCAAUGUGCUGAAGCUGAUCUUGAAGGACCAGGAAUGGCGAAAUGGCCUUCGUUCUCUUGCCCCCGUUUAAUGUAUAAAAAGGUCUCGAGCGCCUUGAUCUCUACAUACCCAAUUCCAACUCAUUCUCUCAUCCUAUUGAAAAACCUGACUGACAACCUUCAAAUACCCUAUCGUCUUGAUAGAUCUCUGAAGAUGGGCUUCCUCGUGGGCAUCACUGCACUUCUAUCUAUUGCUAUUACUACCUAUGCUGCGCCCUAUGACCAACAGAUCCUAAAUAAACAGGGCAAUGGGGAUCCACGCAUUACAGAUGGAUCCCAUGGAGGGUUGUAUCUUUGCUCAGGGGCAGGCUUCGUCGGUCACUGCGAGUACUACCGUACCCCGUUUGGGAGCUGUGUCACAAUCACCGAUCAAUUCCCUUCUGGAAAUGGCGGGGUCAAUGGUGUAAACGCAGCUGGUUCCGACAAAGGGAGCUGGUGCACUUUAUAUGCGCAACCGGGCUGUCGGGGAUCUGAGCUUCAGAUCCAUUACCCUGGGUAUGAUGACCUGCGGAAGGUGAGCUGGAGAGCUAGGGCGCGUAGUUAUAACUGCGCUGCCGAGUAAGACGGAAAAAUGAAAGAGAUAAUGCACAUACUAGGCUUUAGUGACAGCUCAAUGCCGCCAUCGAUAUGGCUGGUACCUAGUCCGAUGGGAAUAUAUGGGCAGAAAGUAUUAUGUAGCAAGAUAAACAUAUAAGCCGGGCCUGCACAAAGUAUUAAUAACAUUCAAUCCUCUAUUGAGGGUCAAUAUGAGAUAAGAGAAACGACGUGGUUAAAUAGCCGCUCAUAGUUUGAUUUUUUUGUCUUUAGUUAGACCGUAAGGUUUACUUUCAAAAGACCUCAACUGGUAUCAUCGACCAUUAUUUCAUGAGCAUCGUGUGGAGUCCAGUGCCUUGGAUC